AGUGAGAGAGAGGCUCUGCCUGAGCUCAUACUGGAUUGGACAGUGUAGAGGCAGAAGGGAAAGGAGGGGUGUGGAGAGCCAGCGUGUGUCAGAGAUGAGCAGGAGAGAAGACGCUUGUGCUGCAUUUGUUUAGGGCUUGUUUUUCACUCAUCAGUUGCUUUUUUUUUUAAUUUCAGAGUUAGCAACACUAUUCCCUGCCCUAGCAGCACAGCUGGGGGUGCACGCUCUCUCCGGUCAUGCCUGGGAACAAGUAGCAGCAGUCCGGGGUUAAAGUCCGCUGCGGGCACACAGUGAGACAUCACAGGCCUGACUAGAUUGCUUGCAGUAGACGGCCAAGUACACGUUACUGCCAGACAUGAGGGCGAACACGCCGGUAUCCAUACUGCACACAUCAUCUAAUGCAGACACAAAGGAUUUUCAGCAAUGUCACUCACUUUCCGGAAGCUGGAAUGUGAUGGAGGUUCUGGAGGAAGAGAUAACAUGCCCAAUAUGUUGCAAUUUGUUUGAGGAUCCAAGAGUACUGCCAUGCUCACACAACUUUUGUCAGAAAUGUUUAGAAGGCAUACUUUUAGGCAUAUCAAGGCAGCUGUCAUGGAGACCUUCAUCUUUUAAAUGUCCAACCUGCCGUAAAGAUACCUCCACGCAGGGCGCUAACAGCCAUCAAGUCAACUACGCCCUGAAAGGAAUUGUGGAAAAGUACAACAAGAUCAAGGCAGCUCCAAAGAUGCCCUUGUGUAAGGAGCAUAGUGGACAACCCCUCAACAUGUUUUGCACUACAGAUCAAAAGCUGAUAUGCGGGUUUUGUGCCACUAGUGUCCAGCACAAAGACCAUGUCUUUAUGUCCACUGAAGAUGCAUACCAUCAAAAAAAGCAUUCAUUGGGCUCACUCCUUCAGGAGGUUGAGAACCUGCAGAGCAUGGAAGUCUACACCCACCUAGACGCAUUGGAGACCAGGAAGAAGCAAGCGCUUCAAUUGCUGAAUAGGAACUCAGCCGGGGUGAAGGAUUACUUUGAAAAACUGCAAUGCCUGCUUGAGCAGAAAAAAAAUGAGACCCUCUCAGAUUUGGAGACCAUGAAGCUCUCAGUCAUGCAAAUGUAUGAUCCAGCAAUCAAUAAGACCAACACCAUCAAAGGUGAGCAGGAAAAGAUUAAGAGUAUUACUGAAGGGUUAAAGGACAUCUCUGACCCACUUGUAUUUCUUCAACGGAUUGAGGAAUUAAGAGGAAAAAUCAACCUUCUCAAAAGCCCAUUGCCUUCUCUUUCGGAUGAGACUAUCAUUCCUGAUAUGGAAAGUUUCAACACCACUAUAUGGGAUCAAAUCAAACUUGGUGAACUGGAUAAACUGUGUUUGCCCCAGCAACCACCUGCCAAGAUAAGCAGAUUGCAACUGAAAUUCCCAUUCUCCACUAAGCUGGUUGUCAUUGCUAUCAUACCUGUACUUUUACUCAUUGCAUUUAUGUCCGCACCAAAUAACAGCUUCAUCCAGGCCUUUGACAGCCCCCUGCAGACAAUGUACCCAUACCUGUUGGACACCAACUCAAGGGCAGUGGAAGAAGCUGCUUUCUAUUGGGAUCUGACUGCACAAAAAUUUGUAUACCUUGUGGAAGUGUUAAAGAACUAUAUCACAAUAUUCAUGGAGAAUGUGGCAAAAAUUGCAUGUCAAUAUACAUUGUAAUUAUUCAUUCAAUUAAGGUAAAAUAUCUUAAGUGAACUUGCCACUAUAGUAUAUACUUCAUGGGUGAUAUCUAGAGAACAGGAAUAGUAGACAUUUUGCCUUUGCUUAUACUGUAUUUUACAUAUUUUAUAACUUAAUUCAGAAUGUUCCCACCCACUUUCACCUUAUGUCAUCAAGUAAAAAGUGGACAUCUUUUAAUUAACACAAUACAGUCAGUUACUAUUUUUUUCUAGGUUUGUCUCUUUAAAAUAUGCCUUUAAUCUGUCUGAAGUGUAUAUAUAAUUAGUAUGGGAGGAUUUUUUCAAAGCUUGACAGGUAAAGCAGCAAGAAAUAAGAUAACCAAUCAGCUUUUAACGGUCAUGUUACAUGCUGUAUUUGAAAAAAAUGUCAGCAAGAGCAGAUUGGUUGUUACUUUUAUUUCUCUCCAAGCUUUGAUAAAUAGACCUAUAAGAGGGGAUUUAAUAUAUAAGCACAGAAAAAACUACAAUAUUAAAGACAAACAAAGGACAUUUUUACAGCUUACACCGUAUUUUAGCAGAAUAGGAUAUAAAACAUAAGAUUUUUUUUCUUCACUAUGGGGUCUAUGUACUAAGCCUUGGAGAGAGAUAAAGUGGACAGAGAUAAAGUACCAGCCAACAAGCUGCUGUAAUUUUUCAAACGGGAAGCAGUUACUUUACCGACAUACAGGAUCCCAAGGGAGAACGCAUUGCCGGUGUCAAAAUACAGACGCCGCUUCGGAUGCCGGCGUCAUAUUACUGACAGCCAGCAUCUUGAUCGUCCUCACAGCGGGACGCACUACCAUCCUGCCGAAGGGGAAGGGGGAAGGUUAGGUUUAGGCUGCAGAAGGGGAGUUAGGCUGCAGCGUCGGGACAGUUAGGCACAUAGAGGUUAGGCAUCAAGCGGGGAGAGAUAGGACUGAUGGCAGACAUACAUUCCAAAAUGUGUUAUUUCUGAAAGUAAAUUGUAUUCUGGUCUGAACCAUGCAGUGUUAGCACUGGGCCAUAUUCCGUAAACAGUGCGGCUAAUAUAGAUUAUACAGCAUGUAUGUUAGGCUAUAAUCACUACAGCUGCUGGUUAGGGUGUGUCAGAGUUGUAGUUUAUGAGGGAUUGUGCGAGGAAGGGUUAUAGUAUACUGUAUAACAGGUUUUCUUGUGGUGUCAUUAGAAUGACAAAUAUAAUGGGGACAGCUUAUAUAUAUAUAUAUAUAUAU
This is a messenger RNA of Pseudophryne corroboree (corroboree frog), 2885 nucleotides long. It is a transcript of the gene TRIM13, whose product is annotated as tripartite motif containing 13. The transcript has 2 exons. Gene Ontology annotation, molecular function: zinc ion binding; ubiquitin protein ligase activity. The coding region runs from base 356 to 1675 and encodes 439 amino acids. The record is from RefSeq and is a predicted model, not a curated record. Gene Ontology annotation, biological process: innate immune response; positive regulation of canonical NF-kappaB signal transduction; protein ubiquitination. Lineage: Eukaryota; Metazoa; Chordata; Amphibia; Anura; Myobatrachidae. Gene Ontology annotation, cellular component: cytoplasm.